Messenger RNA from Gracilinanus agilis (Agile Gracile Mouse Opossum), 1587 nucleotides. It is a transcript of the gene WAS, whose product is annotated as WASP actin nucleation promoting factor. The coding region runs from base 1 to 1464 and encodes 487 amino acids. The transcript has 11 exons. Gene Ontology annotation, molecular function: actin binding; microtubule binding. Gene Ontology annotation, cellular component: actin filament; cytoplasm. Lineage: Eukaryota; Metazoa; Chordata; Mammalia; Didelphimorphia; Didelphidae. Gene Ontology annotation, biological process: actin filament polymerization. The record is from RefSeq and is a predicted model, not a curated record.
AUGAGUCGGGGGACUCGGGGACCUGGAGCGCCACAGCAGCAGCAACAGCACAAUGUGCCGUCGGGCCUUCUGCAGGAUCACGAGAACCAAAGGCUGUUUGGUCUCUUGGGCCGAAAAUGCUGGACCCUGGCAACCUCAGUGGCCCAACUGUACCUGGCACUACCCAGCACUGGCGGGCGCUGGCAGAAGGAAGUGAGUGGAGCCAUUUGCUUCGUGAAAGACAAUCCUCGGCGUUCCUAUUUCAUCCGCCUCUAUGGCCUCCAGGAAGGACGCCUCCUCUGGGAGCAGGAAAUCUACACCCAGCUUGUCUACUCGGCCCCCACCCCAUUCUUCCACACCUUCCCUGGUGACGACUGCCAAGCCGGCCUGAACUUUGCCGAUGAGGCUGAGGCCCAAGCCUUCCGAGCACUGGUAGAGGAGAAGAUUCAGAAAAGAAGCCAGAAACAGAGUGCUGCUGGAUCUCUCAGCAUAGAAAGACGAGGGGGCGCCCCACCCCUUCCUCUCCAGCCCAGUGGGGACCUCGGCGUCCCAGCCAGCACCGUGGGCUCUGCAUCUCUGGGCCUGGUUGCCAUAGACAUCCAGAACCCAGACAUUACAUCCUCACGGUACCGUGGGCUCCCUGCACCGACUCCCCCUCCCCCAGACAAGAAGCGCUCAGGGAAAAAGAAGAUCAGCAAAGCUGACAUCGGAGCCCCCAGCGGGUUCAAGCACGUCAGCCAUGUCGGAUGGGACCCUCACAGCGGAUUCGACGUGAAUAACUUGGACCCUGACCUGCGCAGCCUCUUCUCCAGAGCCGGGAUUAGUGAGGCCCAGCUGACAGACGCAGAGACUUCAAAGCUCAUUUAUGACUUCAUUGAGGACCAGGGUGGCCUAGAGGCCGUCCGAGAGGAGAUGAGGCGGCAAGGCCCUGUUCCUCCCCCUCCGCCGCCAUCUCGCGCCGGACCCCCUCAGCGGCCCCCCGGCUCCUCUUUGGUCGGGAGUCGGGGAGGUCGGUCAGGGCCUCUCCCCCCAGUGCCUUCUGGGGCUGGUGGGACCUCUAGUGGACUUCCACCAGUUCCACGGGGACCCCCGCCUCCUCCUGGCCGUGGGGGUCCCCCACCUCCACCACCCCCCACCUCCCACUUGGGGCUUCCAGCACCCCCACAGCCAUUGCCACCAGCUCCUGGGUCAGGGCCACCCCCACCUCCACCACCCCCACCUCCACCUCCACCAUCUACACCUUCAUCUGCGGGGGCCGUGGCCCCCAGAGGCCGAGGGGCCCUGCUUGAAGAGAUUCGACAGGGCAUUCAGCUCAACAAGACACCGGGGGCCCAGGAGUUCCCAGCUCCCCCACCCCCAAGCUCUGAGGGGCUGGUGGGGGCCCUCAUGCAUGUCAUGCAGAAGCGGAGCAAAGUUAUCCACUCUUCAGAUGAAGAGGAGGACCAGGGUGCUGAGGAGGAUGAGGAUGACGAAUGGGAAGAUUAAGGAAUCACCGGCCUACAGAAUAGCCUUUCCCUGCUGCCCGCCCCCGGCUCUCAAACAGACCCGUGACUUUGCUCCUAUCCAAGAAUGUGGAACAUGAAUAAAGUUUAGCCCCUGUUCCCACCA